This is a messenger RNA of Sardina pilchardus (European sardine), 4542 nucleotides long. It is a transcript of the gene gfpt2, whose product is annotated as glutamine-fructose-6-phosphate transaminase 2. Gene Ontology annotation, molecular function: carbohydrate derivative binding; L-glutamine:D-fructose-6-phosphate transaminase (isomerizing) activity. The record is from RefSeq and is a predicted model, not a curated record. NCBI's taxonomy places the organism in Eukaryota, Metazoa, Chordata, Actinopteri, Clupeiformes, Clupeidae. Gene Ontology annotation, biological process: fructose 6-phosphate metabolic process; carbohydrate derivative biosynthetic process; UDP-N-acetylglucosamine metabolic process. The transcript is spliced from 19 exons. Bases 143 to 2185 code for a protein of 680 amino acids.
CUGCUUUAAAAAGUUGGACGGCUGUGUGCAUCGCAUUAAUUCUUUCACUGUUCUUUCGGCAGCAAGGGUAUAUAUCUAACGUUAACAAAUAUUCAUAUUCACGCGUACAGGAUAUUAAUAGAGGAGAUCGUCGAACUGAAUUAUGUGUGGGAUUUUUGCUUAUCUGAAUUAUCGCGUACCACGAACAAGGAAGGAAAUCUUUGAUACACUUGUUAAAGGUCUGCAGAGACUUGAGUACCGGGGAUACGAUUCCGCGGGUAUUGCUGUCGAUGGUCCCAGGAAAGAAGGCAAUGGGAGUAUUUGCCUGUUUAAGAAAAGAGGGAAGGUGAAAGCCCUGGAUGAAGUCCUGUGCAAAAAUGACUCCAUCUACCUGAAUGCUGAGCUGGAUGUACACUUUGGCAUUGCUCACACUCGCUGGGCGACACAUGGAGAACCCAGUUCUCUCAACAGCCAUCCACACCGCUCUGACAAAAACAACGAGUUCGUUGUUAUACAUAAUGGUAUAAUCACCAAUUACAAAGAGCUCAGGAAGUACCUGAAUUCCAAAGGCUAUGAGUUUGAGUCUGACACCGACACAGAGGUCAUCCCCAAGCUGAUCAAGUAUCUCUAUGACAACCGGGAGCACGAUUAUGUGUCCUUCUCCACCCUGGUGGAGCGAGUAAUCCAACAGCUGGAGGGGGCCUUUGCUCUUGUUUUCAAAAGUAUUCACUUCCCUGGAGAGGCUAUCGCCACAAGGCGAGGCAGUCCUCUGCUCAUCGGAGUGCGUAGCAAGUAUGAGUUGUCCAGGGACCAGAUCCCCAUCCAGUACAACGGUGACUUCAUCGGGGGCGUGCAGAAGAAGAACUUCCGCAACCGAGUUGACAGCAGCACAUCCCUACAUUCCGUCUGUGACAGAAAGGCAGUGGAAUUCUAUUUCGCCUCUGAUGCCAGCGCCAUCAUCGAGCACACUAACAAGGUGGUGUACCUGGAGGACGAUGACAUAGCGGCCGUGGCGGAGGGCAAGCUGUCGCUGCACCGCGUUAGCCGCUGCGCGGGCGAGGAGUCGGCCCGGGUCAUCCAGACCCUGCAGAUGGAGCUGCAGCAGAUCAUGAAAGGGAACUUCAAGGCCUUCAUGCAGAAGGAGAUUUUUGAGCAGCCUGAGUCGGUCUUCAACACUAUGAGAGGAAGGAUUUGCUUUGACACAAACACAGUUGUGCUAGGAGGGCUAAAAGAUCAUCUGAAGGAGAUUAGGAGAUGCCGGCGCCUGAUCAUUAUUGGCUGUGGGACUAGCUUCCAUGCUGGAGUCGCGACACGGCAGAUCCUGGAGGAGCUGACCGAGCUUCCUGUCAUGGUGGAGCUGGCCAGUGACUUUCUUGACCGCAUCACCCCUGUGUUCAGAGACGACGUCUGCUUCUUCAUAAGCCAGUCAGGUGAGACAGCUGACACCUUGAUGGCUCUGCGGUACUGUAAGGAGCGCGGCGCUCUCACCGUCGGAGUGACCAACACUGUUGGCAGUUCUAUCUGCAGAGAGACCGACUGCGGCGUUCACAUCAAUGCAGGACCAGAAAUUGGAGUGGCCAGCACAAAGGCGUACACCAGCCAGUUUGUGGCACUCAUCAUGUUCGCCCUGAUGAUGAGCGAGGACAGGCUGUCCCUGCAGAAGAGGAGACUGGAGAUCAUCAACGGCCUGCGCCAGCUUCCAGCGCUGAUAAAGCAGGUCCUGGCUCUAGAUGAGCACAUCAAAAGCAUAGCAGAGGAACUGUACCAGCAGAGGUCCUUGCUGGUCAUGGGCCGUGGCUACAACUACGCCACCUGCCUAGAGGGGGCGCUGAAAAUAAAGGAGAUCACUUACAUGCACUCAGAGGGCAUCCUGGCUGGGGAGCUGAAGCACGGACCGCUGGCCCUCAUAGACAAAGACAUGCCCGUCAUCAUGGUGGUCAUGAGAGACGCCUGCUACACCAAAUGCCACAACGCACUGCAGCAGGUCACAGCCAGACAGGGACGACCCAUCAUCAUAUGCUGCCGUGACGACCCAGAGAUCACCAGGUGUGCCUACAAGACCGUGGAGCUCCCCCAGACGGUGGACUGCCUGCAGGGCAUCCUCAGCGUCAUCCCCCUGCAGCUCUUGUCCUUCCACCUGGCCGUGCUCAGAGGAUACGACGUGGACUGCCCCAGGAACUUGGCAAAAUCUGUGACUGUGGAGUAACUCUCCACUAAUGAAGAACUCGGACAAACUGGAUGGGAAAAAGUUAAGACACUAAAGUGCAAUUAUAAUUUUGUGUUUACUUUGUGUGUGUAAAGGUGGAAGGGAGAAGGAAAGCAUGUGUAUGUCUGUUUACAAAUAUUGUCACGUUCAGAUUUCUAUUGUGAUGACCAAAUUCUGCCGACAACAUUCCGGGCAAAGUGAAAUGGAAUCAGUUUUUUGUAUUUUUAUUUUUAUUUCAUUUGUCUUUUUUCUUUUGGCCUUUCUUUCUUUCUUUUUAAAGAAUUAGUUAUUUAAAUAAUUUAAAUGAUUUAGUAUAAUUUAGUGCCUUUUUUUUUCUUUUAGCACUUAAUGUGACUUUUUCCUCAAAGAAAUGAAGGGAAUUCUAAACUGUGCCUUAAAGUCUGCCCUUUGCUCUUAACUUGCAAAGAUGCAGAAGUCUGAUGUGAACUUAAUCAUGGUACUAUAUGAAUAAUUAUAUUUUAGCCCUUGUCUGUCUUAUAUCAUGGUAUCAUAUUUUAUUUGAUAUUGUAUAUAGAGUAAUAUAUACAUGAAGGAAUUAAUCAUUUUAUAAUGGUUGUUGUGCAUGUGAAAUGCAUCACUUUGUUUUCCCAUUUUAUAGAAAUAGGACUAGUGAAGGCAAAGUUGUGUAAGUGCAUGAAGUACAGGCUUGGUGCUGGUUACAUUUUCCUAAAAGAGGGUAGCAUUGAACUGUAUGCUUUUGACUUGAACAUACCAUUUCUCAUGGUAGUAAUUAUAAAUAAACCAGACCCUCACUGACUUGGUUAACAUUCCCAGUAAAAUUCCGAUUAACUGUUAUAUUCUACUUUACUAUGUCCAUUCCAACUCCGUAGCUUUUGACCAUGUGGCCGUUAUCACUGUCAUUCCUUUUGUGCAUCUGCCAGUCUGCCAUAAUAACCACCUCAGUGGUCUCAGUAUAAGGCAGUUUGGUAACUGCCCUUUUGUAUCAGCCACAGGUACUACAAACCGGUUUGAGCUGUGAGAUUAUGAAAUCACAUUCAGUACAAUACCAAUGACCAGGACAGAUCAACAUGGACUAUUGCAUGAAAUGUUUAUUUUUUUUCUAUUGUUUUGGGUCAGAAUGAUUGUUAAAUGAAUGAAUCACUGUCCUCAUUUUAUCCAAGCAGCUAAAUGUAACUAUUUUAACCUGUUAUGUUAUAUUUUGGUGUGUUUUGUUUGUCUUUUAUCAGAGAGGUACAGAAAAACUACCAGCCUGAUUUUCAUGAAACUUGGUGACGUCACUAAGAAAAAACCAAAAGCAGGUCUGAAUAACAGGGCAGGCCUACAAAUUGUGUCUCACUUUUGUUAACAUUGCACUCUCUGAGUGCUGCUUAUAGUUAUUUGAUAUCAUCGAUUGCAUGAAAAAAGCUUUAAACUAUGCAACCAAUUAUUAUGUGCUUAUAUACAAAAGUGUAGUUCUUCCUGCAGACCUGUUUUAUUUAUUGACCAGAUAAACUAAAUUCAACAUGUCAUUGAAUAAGUUUAUCCUCAAGAUUGGUUUAUAUUGAAGACAUAACUGUACCAAAAAAAUGGGCUGGAGGUAUUAAAGAUUAUACUACCUAGACAUCUCGGCUGAUGAUGGCCUUUGGUCUUAUUGAACAUAAAUCAUAUAGCAUACUUUACAGUUUAUAUACCAACCAUUCCAGGGCAUUGAUAUAUGAAUAGCUUCAAGUGCCUUUUUAUCCCUUCAACAUGUCUCAUGCCAUGUCUAUGGGGCUUGUGGAGCCAAAUGUUACAUAUAUGUCUGGAGACAGUUGUGUUGAUAUUUAACUCAAAUAUGUACAGUAAGCCCUAUCAGAUAAACUUAACCCUUAACCCUCCUUGAAAUGUUGAAACUGUAGUCACCUCAUAGAGGUGGGGCUGACUGUAAGAGUGUGGUGAGUUUGAUCAUAGGACUGGGAGUGUGCCCUUGUUAGUUACAAAUUUCUUCACACACAGUCACAGCCCAACAGUUGUCUCCAAAACUGUGAUAAUGUAUCACUUGACUCCAUAAGGAAACUGGUGCAGAAUAUUCUCUAAACUGGAAAAACUUUUUUUGUUGUUGUCAUCUCGUUUGUCUUUUUUAUACUCUGUAUGGACCAUCAGUAAUGCUUGUGGAAUAGUGCAGCACAAUACAUCACAGCAUGGGGCUCAGCCACCCGUACCUACUUACUUGGUCUUCCAACAGAGGCCUGAUCAUGGCUGACAAUAAGGUGGAAAUGUUCAGACUUUUGAAAGGAUUCACUUCCUCUUCAGACAGAAGUGUGAUGAAUUGCUGUUUACUUUCCACACUAUGCCUACUUCUGUAUGUUUAUACUGAAUGACGAUGGUUUGAAUAAAAAAAGGAAAAUCCAUGUUUA